AAGUAGAACGAUAAAUAGUAUAGAUAUUUCAAAACGCAAUGGAGGAGGCUGAAAAGCCUGUAUUAAUUUACUUGCGCAACUGCUUUUGCAACACAAUGCGGAAUUUAUUCAAAUUUUUUACUGACCCAAUAAAAUAAUAAAAAAUAAUAAGAUUUUCACAUUUUUCUAUGUUUAUUUAUAGUAAAUUGUAUAUUAUCAAUUUGCAGUGUAUUUUAACAAAAACAUUUCUAUAGAAGUCAGGAUCUCUUCAUUUCAUUUUUAUAUAUUUUUUUCUCCGUAAAAUCACUUUAAUUAUAUCAAAUUAUACUAAGAAUUUUUUUAUGGAAUGACGAUUUUUGUGUGUAGAUGAAAGUUUUUUGCUGUUUUUUUUUAUCGUCUUUUUUUCUCCUGAAGAUGAAAUUUAUUACGAAAAAAAAAAACAAAAAAAGGUUAACUUUCAUAAACAAUGAAUUUUUCAAAAACGAAAUAAAAGAAUCAGAUAAGAAUUUUUAUUUUUUUUCUUUUAUUUUUGAAAACUAUAAUAACUAAAAAAAGUAGAUCUCUUUUUUUGUCCUAAAUGAAACUGAAAUUAUUUGAAUAGAUUCUUUUUAUUCGAUUUAAAAUAAAUAAAAUAAUUUCAUUUAUUUUACUUUUAUCAAAAAAAAAUUUUAAAAACAAUUAGAUUUCACAAUAUUUACGGAAAAAAUUUAAUAUAAAUUUUCAAUAUUUAAGAAAAAAAUCACAAAGAAAAUUGUAAUUUGAAAAAUGGUUUUCGUCGUAUGCGUACGGAAGCUGUUCCGUUUGACAUGGAAUGUAAUCGAAUAACGAAAAGGCCUCGUAAAACAUCUUCUGUAACACAAAUUACUACUUUUUUCUAGUCUGAAAUGACUAUAUCACGAGAUAAUGAGCUACAGACUGAAAAGAAGUGUUACUAGAACAUGAAAAUCUCCUUAGAAUUUCCUGUUAAGCAGUUUUCUUCUUGAAAGCUUGGAUUUUCAGACAUUAAAAAUAAUCCUCGACAUUGAAAGAAUUUACUUACAAAGUUCUUUUUUUAAAGACUAGGUUGUGGAAAGAUUGUCCUAUUUGUAGUACUUUCUCGUGUAUGAGAGACAAAGAUCUCUUCAACAAUGACGAUUCUUUUUUCUUUGUUUAUUGUAGUUAUUCCUAAUAUUCCAAUUGAUGCUCAAUGGUCACAGAAUGGAACGACCGUUGCUGGAGGGAAUGGACCAGGCAAUGCCACAAAUCAACUCAAUUGGCCUCAAGGUUUCUUCGUUGAUGAUGAUCAAACGAUGAUCAUUGGUGACGGGAAGAACCAUCGUAUCGUCCAAUGGAAGAUGCGUGAUAAGAAUGGACAAGUUAUAGCUGGUGGAAAGGGCCAAGGCAAUCGAUUGGAUCAAUUGGAUUGUCCAACUGAUGUGCUGAUCGACAAAGAGACUUAUAGUCUCAUUAUCUGCGAUUCCGAGAAUCGACGAGUUGUACAAUGGUCUCGUUGCAGUGGCACAACUCAAGGAGAAAUCCUCAUCGACAACAUCGCUUGUUGGGGAUUGUUCAUGGAUCAUCACAGAUAUCUUUAUGUCUCUGAUACCAGAAAAAAUGAAGUAAAACGAUAUAGAAUAGGAGAGAAGAAUGGAAUUGUCGUGGCUGGUGGAAAUGGCAAAGGUAAUAGACUUAAUCAAUUCAACCAUCCGACCUACAUCUUUGUCGAUCAGCAACAAGCUGUCUACGUGUCAGAAGGUCAUCGUGUAAUGAAAUGGAAUAAAGAUGCAAAAGAAGGCAUUGUCGUCGCGGGGGAUCAAGAUGAAGAAAAUGUUCUGACACAAUUGUCUGAUGCUCAAGGACUGUUCGUCGAUAUGUUGGGUACCAUCUAUGUGGCAGAUCCGUCGAAUCAUCGAGUGAUGCGUUGGACUAAAGGAGCACAACAGGGUACUGUCAUUGUGGAUGGAAAUGGUGAAGGAGCAAGAGCAAAUCAGUUCAAGUGGCCCCUUGAUUUAUCAUUCGAUCAAGAAGGCAAUCUAUAUGUCGUCGACGGUGGUUAUGAGGGAAAUCAUCGUGUUCAAUUUUUUCCUAUUCAAUAA
This is a messenger RNA of Rotaria sp. Silwood1, 2054 nucleotides long. NCBI's taxonomy places the organism in Eukaryota, Metazoa, Rotifera, Eurotatoria, Philodinida, Philodinidae. The record is from the annotation of a GenBank genome assembly.